GAAUUUCCGGCUUCAAGCUUGCACAGAUUUAUGGGCCAAGGAACUCCCUGUUUCAUUUUCACAACGCGCCGUUGCAAUUCUCCGUUCCAUGACAUAGCUUUCUAGUCUUUCUUAGUACUUUCUCUGUCUUAGUGACUUUGAAACAUUUUGAUCACGGACUGAGGAAGCAAGGUCGUAAAAUAGUCAAAGGUUCCUUCCGUUUCCGCGACAGAGGUAAGAACGCAUUGUUGUAUCAGAUUAUCGAGUGUAAGGUAAAUACUUUUAUUUUAAUUUUUUUUUAGUUGAGAUUUCCUCCUUCAAAUGUUCCUCAUCUUUCCGAACUUUCUCUGAUUUCCGACAAUGAAAGACGUUCCUGCAGUUAGUGUAUGACGACGAUUGCCAACUUUUACUUUAUUCUGGCGUGUAUUAAUUGUAUUGCCGCUUCGUGUUAGUUACAAGCUUAUUAAGCUGAGCUUGUUUGAACAAGUUACAGCUGUCGAAUUCACAAAAAUUCGCAGGCAAUGCUUGACAUUUACCUUGGACAAAAUAAGUAAUUCGGGAGAGUUACAAAGGAUAUCCAAAUUAUCGAUUUGAUUCAGUAAAAGCCCUUUUGGUCGCAACACUUUCAGUUUCGUUUGCGCGUCAUGCGGAGCAUGUACACAAUCGUGUUUGUCACCAGCUUUCAUGUCGGGCUUAUGUACGUAUUAACUUAAUUUGCUCCUGUAUUUACGAUGCAUAUGAUCAAAAAGCGAUAAACAUUUUCAGCGUAUUUCAUGUGUUUAUGUUUAUCAUUUUAUACUGUAGUUUAAAAGUGAUUUUUUCUUUUCGAUAGACAGCUUAGAUUGUUCUUCCAAACUGUACUGUUAUACUGAUUUCCUUGUUAAAUAUUGACAAGUUGAUUUUUCUUCAAAUUCAGCUAGUUAUUUACUACAAGAGUCCUUUCAAUUAACUGCAUUCGAGUUUUAGGAAUCCAAUUCAUCAACUGGUAAUGAUUGAUUAGUGUCUGAGUGAAGUUUUACCUUUUGUCAUCUGCUUAUCAACAUACGAUCAGUCAAUAAUCAUAUCAACUGAAUGUUUCCGAUCAAUUGUUUUUUUUUUAUCAAAACUGGUUUAGUUCUGCAUGAGGCUGCAUGCAUCCAAGUAUGUGUUUGUUGAUAAUUUAUGUUGUUAUAUGGGAAGGUAGUCUUGGGAUAAAUGUAAAGUUCUGAUUGGUUCUUACUUGGUCAGGAUUUUGCCACAUAGACCAUCAUUGCACCAUACAGAAAAUGAUAAAACAUGUAAAUUCAUUGUAAACUAGUUUAGUCCAAGUGACAUUGGUGCAUGACAAUUACCUUGCUCUCUUGAGUGGUACUGGGAAAUAUUGCCACCAUGUCAUUCCUUUUCUGUUACAACCUUGGGCCAAUAUACCUCUGUAAAGCCCUGGCAAUCAGCUGGUUAUAUAGAAGUUUGUAGUGGUUUUUGUAAAAGCGAUAUACACUUACAGGCUAUUUUGAAUUCCAGUUCAAUUGACUUCCUUGUUACUCCACAUUUAUUAAUGUACAUGAAGACAGCCAGCAAAGAUUAUUUGAUAUUUAAAAAACAACCAGUCAUGAUUAUUAGGAGAAUUAAAGUUAGCAUCAAAGACAAAUCAAUUUUGUGCACAGACAAUGUAAAUAUGGAAUAACUGAAAAAACAAUUAUUUAAAUAUACAUAUACUAAUAAAGCAAAAAUGUCAGCACCUGUACCAAAUUUAAAUCCAUUUCAACAUACAUCAGCAUGCAUAAAUGUAAAUAUUUCACUUUCCUUCCCAAAAUUUGGAAAGGCACACUAGUAAAAAAUGAAUGGGCAUGAAUGGGCAUCAGCUCAACUGUAGGAAAUUGAAUAAAUGAAAUACAUCUUUUAUAAGUUUUGACCAGUAAUCUCUAUUUAAAAAUCAAAUAAGAAAAUUUUACUUUGGUGUUGUAAAAUUUGUUUUUUAUGAGAAACGAUUCAGCAUAAACUCUCUCCUCUUGUGGAGACAUGGUGGUCUUAUGAUUAGUGAGGUGGACCCACGGUCAAGAGGUCGGUCAGCAUUAGAUUCCAUCCACCAAAACUACCUUGGUCAAGAGGGACUGAGAUGGAAUAUUUAAUGACUUGCAAAACAUAACUGAAGAUUCUCGGAAAUCCGCAAGUGAUGUAGCCAAACAUCCGAAGCUGUAAAUCCCAUGAUUCUUGAGGAACAAACAGAAACAGCAUAGCGAGAAGUUUAAGUCGCGAACCAUUGAUGGUAGACAUGCAGAUAAUAUAGGAUACGUAAAUUCUGUUGAUGAGGCGCAUAAACUUAUUGCGGAAUUUGAAACAGGAUUGACGACGAAGUUUUCUUUCUUUAAAGCUGUCAAAGGUUUCAGGAACACCAUUGUAUAUAUAUAUAUAUAUAUAUAUAUUGAUAUAGCUCUUUGGCAUUACAAAGCUUUGCUAUCGCUAUUGUGCAUUCUCACUAGUUUAUCUAGUUCAAGUUCUACCACAAUUGUGGAAUCAUUCGGAUUAAUUUAAUGCUUACACCUCCUUCCUCGGACAGAAGUCACAAAAUACUGGGGGGAAGAUGCAUGAGAUAUUUAAGGAGCAAAAAUUCGUUUUUUACUGGUGUGCCUUUCCUAAUUUUGGGAAGGAAAGUGUUCAAUUGCCAGCACGGCAUAGAUAGAACAGCUGGAGAUUAAAAGAAACAAAAAGAUGCAGAAGAAGUACUGUAUAUAAUAAUUUCUAUAUAUCCUCAACCUUUGUGUUUCUGUCAACUAUGGCUUGCUAAUUCAAAAGGUCAAAUACAUGAAUGGGUUAUAUGACAUUGAUCUCAGAAUACUUUUAUGACAAACGUGAUAACAGUUCAAUCUUGACUAAAUUGAAGAUGGUUUAGAAGUUAACAAUUAUAAGAACUUUUCACUAACAUAUGCUGCUGACAAAGGAGAAAAUAUAUGCAAUUCUGCAUUUUUGCUUUCUAUCAAGCAAUUAUAUGUUGGCUCCUUAUCACACUAUGACACUUCCGUUUUGUCACAUUCCAAAAAAUAACUUGAGAAAUACACUGUCACUCAUCUUACACUGUUAUAUUUACCUAUUACAGAAGGCUGGAAACAAAGAUUUUUUUUCAAGAAAAUAAGAUUUCUUGUCCAAGACACAAGGAAGUUUGACUGCAAAGCACAGAUAAAAAUGCGAGAAUUUUUUUUUUUUUUCAGAGAACAAGGUAGUUCUACUCAUGUAUAAACAGAACAAAUCCAAUUUAAUAAAUCAGAUAUAUGCGGCAUGACUCCUUUUCUUCCAUCCCCACUCAAAACAAGCAAACACACCUAUAGAGGUUCCAGUCUGGUCUGCAAAUGAAAAGGAGGAAGGUGAUCACUGCAAAAUUAAGCAUUAGGGUUCUUAUUUAUAACAUAUUGAUUAUUGUAUACUGAUAUCUAGAAAUUAAGGUUGCAAGUAGCAGCCAGCUGAGUUAUAGUUUGAGUUUUAUCAAGUCCAUUACUUUGUUAAAUUUAGAGUAACCUUGUCUUGAGAGAGGAAAAUUGAGGAGCUGUAAUAUACUUAUCAUCAAUUAGGGACCACAAAGAAAAAUUUAUUUAUAGACUUUUUUUGAAGGAGAGGGGUAAGACUUGUGACAAGCUGGCAGACAUAUAGAUAAACUUUACUGCUAAAUGGGUUACAAUACAAAGUGCUCAGUAUUUGGAUCAGCUAUGGCUCAACUUAAACUUUGCUUUAGCUUCAAGUUUAAUCCUUUGUGGUUUCCUUUCUCUGUGUUUAUUUUUCAAGUUAUGUACACAGAAGAACACAAAAAUGACAAGGAAUGCUUUUGAAUAUCAAGAGGCUGGAAUAAGCAAGAAACCAAAACUGAAUUUUUAAACAGUACAAAGUUAAUUUGAUCUUCCAAUGUUAUUUAAUUUUAACCAUAGAAUUUGCUAUUUAAAUUUAUCCCCUCCAUUUUUCUGGGUAUUUGUGACAAAAAAACAAACAAUUAUCACAAAAUGCAUGGUAUACAAUGGUUUGAUUCACCAAUGUGGCAAAGGCCUUUCACUGUCUAUCCAUAAAAAGGGAAAUAGUUUGUAAAAUGUAAGACAUUCUGCAUCUUGAGUGUAUACUUAUUCAUCCAUGUGAAAUUAAAGGUUACUUGAAAUAAAUGUGAAAGAUUUAUAGGAUUUUCAGACCCCUGAUAACAAUUACUAAUGUGCUGAUUUGUUGUACUUAAAGGUUAUGAUUUUAGCGGAAAUAGUGGAAGAAAUUUCUGGACCUGGAAUUUUGUUGCAAAUGUUUGUUUAAAACAGUUUAAGUCAGUUAAAAACUCUCCUGUUUCAAGAUUACAUGAUUACCACACCAGAACCUUUUGUAUUCUAUAUUAUACACCAUGUUAUGAUUAUGGUUUCAAUAAUAAAAAAAGUGCUGACUCAAGAACUUUCCAAAAUAUCUCUACAUACAAAGAAAUAGAUUGUGGUUAUGUACUCCAAAUAACAGGUCACAUCAGUCUUCUGUAAGGAAGUAGCAGAAAUUUCUGUGGUGGUUUUGGUGGAUGGAGAGAAACAUCCACCAAAACCACUUUAUUCUAUGUGUUAAGAGUUAUGAUAAUCAUUAUGAACGUUUGGUCGGUCAGCAAUUGUGCACCAUAAAAAUAAUUAGCCAGAGCACUAACUGCUAAUUAGUGCUAUAAAUCUUUUGUCCCCUGAACAUCUAACAGUGGCUAUAGAUAAAAUUUAAAAAAAUAUAUUGUUGAUGGUUUUGGUCAAAGUUUUGGUGGAUGUUCCCUAAUGACAUCCACCAAAACUACGUAACAUCUAAGCACCUUUUAAAUACGUGAAAUAUCUGCAUAAAAUUGCGUAAAAUGUUUUAUAAUACUACAAUCGAACAAUAAAUUAAUACUUACCAUUUCUUUAGUAAAAAGUUUUGACGCAAUUUCCCAAACAAAUAAUACACUUGGGUCAUUGGGAUAAGUCGGCAUGUUGUUGUAGCUUCGUAAUUUUCAUUUAGUAUAACAAGUCAUGAGUUGUCCAUCAUUCCAUCUCAGUCCCUCUUGACCAAGGUGGUUUUGGUGGAUGGAAUCUAAUGCUGACCCAAGAGGUCUGCAUUUGUAGCCUGGCCUGUGCUGGACUCAGGGUCAAGAGGUCUGGGUUCCAGUCAAUGUGUUGUGUUCUUGUGCAAAACACUUUACUCUUACAGUGUCUGUCUCCACCCAGGAGUAUAAAUGGGUAGCAAAAAUUAGUUAGGGAAACCUGAUAAAAUGCAAGGGGGGUGAAAGGGAGGGGGGAGGGAUAAUGGUGGAAUGGACUUGCAUCCUGUCCAGGGUUGGGUAGUAAUACUCCCAGUUGCUUCAUGUAAGGAAACCAGGAUUAAGGAAAGCUCAGGCCCUGGACAGGCCACUUUUCAAAUCCAGAUGUGACCUAAGUACCUACCCCUUAGUUUAAAUGAUUUAAAUUGCUACUGUUACAAAUUAUAUAAACUUGAAACACACAGAUGUUGAUUUUUGCCCAAUUUAUUUCAGUCAAUUGCAUAGGAAUGUCUUUGGUAAAUCUUGAAAUUUAUUGUAAUGAGAAGUGAAUUACUGUUUAUUUAAAUAUUAAUGCUUGUUUUCUUCAGUAUAUAUAUCUUUUGUUCUUCUACUGCUUUAAAUAUGCUAUUAAUAUUAAUUGUUUGUGAUUUUGUGUUUAUGUAUCCCUCCCAUUCUCAGGAGGGGAAAAAUAUUUAGUUUACAAUUGGGUAAUAUGUUGAGCUAAUUUUUUACCAUUUGCAACCAUCUUUUUUUUUUUCAGGCCAGGAUGACUUAAAACAGCAACUUUUUGAAAGAAGCAUCCCCUUACAGUUGCUAUGGCUAAAGAAAGAAGUCCAAUUAAGGUUCCAUCUGAAAAUGAAGACUUACCUGACAAAGAAAAUGCUCCAGUUUUUGAUGAGGACACUUUACGAGGUGAGCUAGGUUCAACUUUGGCUUCAGUCACUGUUAAAACAUUUUCUAUUCCACCAGUUUCAAGAAUGUAAGCAGAUGUGGAGAACAAUAUUAAUACACUGCAUGACCACCUUAAAGGAUAUUUGGCCAGUCAUGACUCUCUUCUAUGAUUACAAUAUGCUGUUCAUUGACUGAGAGGAUUUAUGACAUAUUUUUUAUUUUCUUUUCUCAAAUUUCAAAGCAAGUACACAAAGUUAUAAUAAGUAAAGACUUUAUUUAAUCAUCAUAUAACAUUCAUUUUGUAAGUUUGCAUCAUAAGCACCAUCAUCAUCAUCAUCAUCAUCUUUCCAUUAUAUUAUGCAACAUUAACUUGAAAGUUUCAACUUCCCCUAAGCAACCAAUUUCCAGUAGAGAGCAAGUGUUAUAUCAUUGAAUAUGGAGGUGUUUAACCCUUGACACCCUAACAUCAGUAUCCAUAUUCUCCAUACUAUUCUUUGUAUGUUUCUUGUGGUACUGAAAAAAAGAAUUCAUUUGAAGAUCAAUGCUUCUUAGGUUGGUGAUCAUUUCCUUUAUUCUCAUGAGCUUAGUGAAUGAUUCAGCAGUAUUACUCCAAGCUUUUCAGGGGAUGGGUCAAGUUAGGCAGGUGCAAAAGUGGCAGCUGGCACUAAAAAAAUAAUAUGCAGAUUUUAAAUCUCCAGAUCUUGACAGCUCUGCUUUUGCACUAAUUAACUACAACCACAGGUAAUUAUUAACUACAACCACAGACUUUGACACAAAUCAUUUUUUAUUUUUUUCUUUGCAGCCACAGCUGAUGUUUAUAGGAAUGAGGGUAACGAGGCCUUCAAGAAAGGAGAUUUCAUCAAUGGUAUUCAUUUUUACACCAAAGGAAUUAAAAUGAACUGCAAUGAGAAAGAACUGAAGGCCAAACUGCACAACAACAGGGCUAUUGCACAUUUUAAACUUGGUAAGAUGAUUAGAGCUUUAAUAUGCAUUUUUUUUAUUUUGAAGCUAGUGAGUUGUCAGUAGUAGUUUUCUGAAAAAGGUGAUGAUUUUGAAUGCAUGCCCGGAAAAAUUUACAUCUUAUCCUGGCCUCUCAAAUAUACAAAGAAGUAACCUCUUACCCCAGAUAUCAAUGAGCAUCACAAGUGUUUCCCAAAAUUAUAGUAAUGGUAGUUGGUUUGCAACAUGUAUGGCUAAUCAUAGAUAUUUAUUUCAAUAACAGGAAAUCACCAGGAUUCACUAAGGGAUGCAGAAGCAGCCAUUGAGUUAAAUCCAACUUUCCUUAAGGCAAUUGUGAGAGGUUAGAUAUGUUAGCUGUGCUAUAAUAAUAAAAACAAAAUAACUCAACACUCUAAAGUUAAAUGAGGUUAAAUGGAGUUCAAUCUUGUCUCAAUUGACUUUAAUUAAGAGGUCGAGACCACCCUGAUGUACAUUUGAAUCCAGCUCUUGACUGCUACGCCAUUGAUUUCCAUUAAUCAUGAUAAGAAUAUUAUUUUUAACGGGAUGAAGAACUCAAUGCGGAAUGCAAAGCAAAAUUUCAGCAGGAAUAUUUUAGUUCCUUAAGUCCAAUGAGUCACAGGUGUCAGAUAUGUUAAGAGCGUGUCCACGAGAGCACCGGGCAGUCGUGCUACAAGCCAUCUCACCGAUUUCAAUGAAACUUUGGCAGUUAAAAGGGUCUACCCCAAAACUCAGAGAGACAAACUGGUUUCUGUUUUGGUUCUUCCGGGGGGAGAUAGACCACCCCCGGUUUUUCUUGGUUUUCACCAAGGAAAUCGCUUCAAAUAGGUAAAAUGUAUGAAGCUCUCACUGCGAUGGUAUCUAACCGAUUACUUUGAGGAUUUGCAAACAUAUUUUUACAUCCUUAGUUAAUGUCUGCUGCGAGUAUCAGUCAGUUUGAUUGACGGCUUGUCAAUCAACAGAGGCAAAUAUACGACUUUGGUUUUAGACUUUUCGAUUCAUCCAAAUAUUUGACAACUUUGAUGUCAAAUAUCUCCUGUUGCCAGAAAGCUACAACACUAAUCCUAAUUCACCUUUAUAACCCAUCAUUUCAUCUCUGAAAAUAAUCAAAAAAAAUCUUUGGGCACUACCGUAUUUUUUGUCUUGGAUGCCUUUUAAAAUCUGCGACUGUGACAAGUUUCUCUCAACUACACCUGUCACGCAAUUCUUGCUCUAGGCGGUCACUUGACGAAAUAAACCUACAUUUUUAGCUCUUUAUACAAGAUGAUUGAUCAAGAAAGGUGAAAAAUGUGAAAAAAAAACUUUCGAUUGUAGGAAUGGAAAAUGUCAGGUUUAGAGAGAUGCAUGUAAACGAAAAAUCAAUGUGAAAAUCGAAGCGUUUCUUUCUUCAGUCGUUUAUUACUUUGAAGAUUUGCUAAAAUCAGCAGAUAUGUCUUUUGUACGGCACAAAACAUUCAUUAGUCUAUAAUAUGAUUGUUAAUCAUCAUCAUUGCUCAUUUUAUUUCAUGCUGCGUGUUGGUUGAUAUUACUAAUUGUUCCAGUGUGCUACAACUUCGGCUUUUACAGACGAGAAAUUCUGCGCUCUCGCUCGAGAGCAAAUAUCAAUAGUUCUAUCGGACUAAAAACUGUGCUUCUAUCCCGAAAAUAAAAUUAAAAAAAUAGUGUUGUCGUUGUCACUUACCGCCAUCAAACAUUUCCAUUCAGACCUCCGCUAAGCUAACAUCUGUUGUGUGACCCGAAGACUCUUAGUAGGAAUUAUUCAAGCGCGUUGUUCAUGCUGUCUGCUAGAUAACAAUUUCAGAAUAAUCUGCAGAUCUCUAUGAUUAUUUGCCUGCUUCGAUCGUAAAAUAUCUGCAUAUUUUUUUCAAGCAUUUUAUUACUACACAUCAAUCUACAUCUCUCUAGAUCGAGUGUUGCCGGCGUUUAAUUGCGUGACUUGUAAAAUUUUUAAAUAAGAAUCUGAGCCAGUGAUAAUUUGACGAUUAGCCUUCCUGCAAAUUUCCCUUGAUGAAAUCCCAAGACAUAGCCAGUUGUUUUCGUGAGCAAAGACAAUAAACAUGAGAGAAAAGUGAGAUGCAAAUGUCUUCUUUUUUUUUUAGCUUAAUAUCAGCUUUACCCUCUCCUGCAGUCUUCGUCUAAAUUUUGCAAGGUCUCUCCUUAUUUUCUGCCUUGUUCGGUCAGUUUCGAAUUCUGAAGCUAGAUCAUUGGCAUUGGCCUCUCCGUCCUUAUUCAUAUUUACCGAGGGGGACCUCAUCAAUAAACCAAUUUUUGUUACGACAGAUAACCGGCUGAAGUAUCGAGCGAUUUGCUGCUGUAUCAACCUGUCAGUCUUAGACAACAUUUCUGGCUGGUGUCGUCUCUUAAACUCGAUAUUUGGGAAAUCACAUUAGAGGCGGUUGCCUUACUAGUUUCCUCCCUUGUCCAGCACACGUUUAGGGAGAUAAUUCUCUGCUUUUCUGAGAAAAGGUGGCUGUUUUUGUGUUUUCCAAAGAGCCCAUCCAAAGUCCUCUUGGCUAGUUAGGGAUUGUUUGUCAGAAUUUUUACCUGACCGACCUGGAACGUAGCCAUCCCUAUAGAAUGGCAAGCCGAUCUUAGUCCAUUUCCUCUUGAUCUUAUCCUAGGCGGAAUUUUUUGUCGGCCUCACUGUUUUUGUCUUUGUCAGGGUACAUUUGGAUGGCAGCCAAUGACUGAAACGUCUUGAUACAUCCUUCUUUUAGCAAGAAUAUCUCGCUUUCUUGUUCCGUUUAUGACGGACUGGGUAUAGCUCUCGCGAUGACCCGCGUUCAGAAAUCUGUGCACGUUGCUGAUAACCACCCGCUUCUACGAUUAGUUUCCUGAAGGUUUCUAAUGUCACGAGCCUAGUGAGACCCUGAGGUGCUUCAAACUGUGCCAGUUGGUCUGCGCUAUAAACUUGUCGCAGUUCUUAAGUCAGAGGGAGGAUCGCCCACCUCUAUCUAUGUGAGCGCCUCUACAGUACCUGCGUAUCCCUAGCAAUCAUAUGAUAUAAAGUUCAUCUCAGUCACAAAUCACCAGUUAGGAAAACUGAUGUUCAUAUAAGCGCUGUUCUUGCCCUUCUUCGUUAUUCAUUGUCGACUCUAAGAUAGCAGCUACAGUACGCGUUCUAUUUAGGUUUACGGUCACCUUGCCGCCACCAGGAAGACUCGCCACCAGCUUUGAUUUCUUCUGCCAUCUGCAGAUUCAUCUCUCUCACUUUAUGUCUCUGAUUUUUAUGAGGAGGAUACUGGCAUUUACGAACCCGAAGGUCUGAAUCUCACACCAAGUUGUGCACGAUAUUUGAGGUACAUCGUGAAAUCGCGGCCUUCGUAAUCUCCAAAUAAGCCAAUACGCGCUAGAAUAAGCUCCAUCUCGGACGAAACGCAUGUUUGGGAUACAUCGACGUCUCUCAAAUGUUUUUUUAAAGCUGUAUACCCACGAAUUUAGAGGUGUGAGCUGUUGCCGUCCCUGGCCAGCGCGAGAAAAAUAACUUGGUCCUACAGUUAGUUGCAAAUGAACAAGACAACUGCACCAUCUUGACUUUAUCAAUUCGAGUGUUAGUUAAAUUUAGGGCUUUUUAGACACUCGAUUUCUUAUAUGACAUCACCAUUAAGACGUAAUACAACUGAUACACCUACACUACAUAGGAUUAACAAUGUCUGUUGCGCUGUUACAAGAAGGAGGAAAAUAUUACCGGAAGUGUAAACUCUUUUUAAAAAGAGUUUCAGAGACGUUUCAGAGAUGUCUAUCUUUGAUCGGCUGCCACAAAAAAAAAUGACCCCCACUUAAAUUUACUAGGAAAAAUGACCUUACCAACUCCUUGUUGAAAAAAAUUGCAAUUCAUUUGACCGAUACGCCGGUUGUUUCAAUUUUUCUUUUUUCCUCGGGCUGCUAUGAAACAGUUCAUAAAUUGACUAAUGAAUAAAGUGUUUUGAAAUACCGUUCGGGAUUUGCCUUUUUUUUUCUGCGUGCAAAUCAAGGGUAGACAAAGUUUUUAAAACAUUUGACUAGAAUUUCAUGGACUUCACCUCGAUAAUUUUCGUCGGCCAGAGUCAAGACGCGCCAAGCUAAGCGACAUCGCCUUCCAGUAAAAAAAUUUUCCAAAGAAUAAACGUGGCGAGCGUGAGGAAACGCACAUUUUUUUCAUCAUUGUGAUCAAAGCCCAAUGAUGUACCUAAAUUGGUACUUACGGUAUCAAACCAUUGAUUAUGACAGGGUGAGCUUAGUUUUUCUGUCGAGGUCGACGUGACUUCACAUAAAAAGCAUUUUUGACGGAACAAACUAGUGAGCAUCACUGCAUGAACUGAGAAAGUAAAAACUUGUAUUUAUCUCCCACGCGUUUCGUCUGACAAUAGUAGACUUCAUCAAGGAUUUUUUCAAGUAGGGUAAAUAAGCUUGCUCAUAUACAACUAGUAAAUAAGUUGUGUCUUUACUAUUGAAGUCAGUGGAUAGAAUACGCCAGGUGCGCCUACGGUGUUAUACAUGCAUGACAUUUUCUGGACGUUACACGUACGAGUACGUGAUCCGUUUAAGGGUCACAGAUUUAGUGUAAAUAUUUCACUCCUCAACAUCACCCAAUGUCUCUCGUUUACAGAGGUCUUAGAACGUUUCAUUAUAUUGAGUUGCCUUCUGCGGGUAGAAGGCUACAAGCGAAUUUCUUAGGCGUAAUUGCUUUUGAUUUCUCAAUUGAUGUUGUCCCAAACACAGUUUUUGGGAGUCACGAGACAAAAAAACUUAUCAGGACCUAGUUUCAUCUUCUAAUGGAAAUAAAUAGCAAAUAAAAACACAUUUUCUUGAGAAAUAAAGUCACAAAUGACGGGGGUUCUCUGAAACAAAUAUUGAUAGAGAAGGAUUUCAGUUCUGGUCAAUAUUGACUUUUCAUGGCCUACUUCCAAAUCUGAGGGAACGUGCUGAGGGAAUAAAAACAUAAAUGUGUGAUAAUGCAAGCAGGAGAAUGAAAAUACAAAUAAAGAAAAAGGAGAACACAUAGGAACCCGUGUUGCAGCGUGCAGAUAUCUUUUGAACCAGACCUACACACAUAAGCCCGACACCAGCCAGAGAAACUCGAAAGAGUCCUGUAUAUGAACUAGCUCGCACUUGCACGCAGGAAAGGCCAUGACAAUCAGCGAAAAUAAUAGCAAAUGCAGAUGAUAUUUGCAGUCAAAAAACAGGAAAAUAAGAUAACAGAAGGAUUAGGAACUUUCUAAAAGUGUCUUCUUGAAAAAAAGAUGAACAAUUUUUACUUCUCAUAAAAGGUCACGCUGUAACCCUACAAAUACUAUUCCUAUACGUGGAAUUUCUUGAUGGUGGAAAGUGGAAUAAACAUUUUCCAGUCUUUUUUUCUGGAAACAUGGCGUAGUUAAUGAACUUAUGGGGCUAUUGAUAUUUCUUAACAAAUAAGGGGGCAGAGUUUCCCGUCAUUCGCGGUAUGGAAAAGCCGAAGUUGUUACACUCGGGAACUUGUACGUCAACAAGCAGGCGACAUGCGACUUUAAAAUCUCCUCUCCUGUUACAGUUUCCUUAUGGUAAACUGUGCGAUAAUGAUAAUAGACGAUCAAAGUAUAGGCUAAUGAAUGUUUUGUUCUGUACAAGAGCCCUAUGUCCUGAUUUUAGCAAAUCUUCAAAGUAAUAAACGACUGAAGAAAGAAACGCUACGAUUUUCCCAUUGAUUUUCCGUCAACAUGCAUCUCUCCAAACGUGAAAUUUUCCAUUCCUACAAAAAAUCUCGAAAGAUUUUCACAUUUUUCACCUUUCUUGAUCAAUCAACUUGUAUAAAGAGCUAAAAAAUUUAGGUUUAUUUUCUCAAGUGACCGCCUAGAGCAAGGAUUGCGUGACAGGUGUAUUUGAGAGAAACUUGUCACAGUCGCAGAUUUUCAAAGGUAUCCAAGACAAAAAUACGGUAGUGCCCAAAGAUUUUUUUGAUGAUUUUCAGAGAUGAAAUGAUGGGUUAUAAAGGGUAAUUAAGAUUAGUGUUGUAGCUUUCUGGCAACAGGAGAUAUUUGACCUCAAAGUUGUAAAAUAUUUAGAUGAAUCGAAAAGUCUAACAAAACCAUCGUAUAUUUGCCUCUGUUGAUUGACAAGCCGUCAAUCAAACUGACUGAUACUCGCGGCGGCCAUUAAGUAAGGAUAUAAAAAUAUGUGUGCAAAUCUUCAAAGUAAUCGGUUAAGUACCAUCGCAGUGAGAGCUUCAUACAUUUAACCUAUUUGAAGCGAUUUCCUUGGUGAAAACCAAGAAAAACCGGGGGAUGGUCUAUCUCCACCCGGAAAAAACCAAAACAGAAACCAGUCUGUUUUUUUGAGUUUUGGGGUAGACCCUUUAAACUGACAAAGUUUCAUUGAAAUCGGUGAGAUGGCAUGUAGCACGACUACCCGGUGCUCUCGUGGACACGCUCUUAAGUCACUAUCUAGCUGUUUUAAAAAGAAGGAUCAGGACUUACCUAACUUUUAGUGUUUUUUUGGGAGUUGUUGAUCCUAAUUUAAGUGUUCUUAGAAGUUUCAGUUGUCUGUAAAGCUAAAUAAAUCUAACUGAAACCUAAUAGGAACUGUUUAUUCUUUUCCGUUUAGUUUUUUUGUAUUGCUUUGUUUUGUAUUUUUUUCCUUCUGGUCUGUAAUGAUUUCAAUAGUUUCAGGUUCUUUUCUCAGAAUUGAGCUACAGUAAUAGUAUGCUUCUGUGUGUUGUUGCCUACAGGAGCCACUGCUUGUGUUGAAUUGAAGAGAUUUGAAGAAGCAAUCACUUGGUGUGAUAAGGGACUAGCUGUAUCCUUUGAUGGCAUCUUUCAUUUUUAACCGUGGGUAUAAUGGAAAAAAGUUUCCAGCUCCUAUACUUUCAAGGGAGAAAAUACAAAGAAGGGUAUUAAUUAUGAUGGGAACUUGUCAGCUCAUAUACUUUAAGUGUGUGGGAUUAAAAACAUAGGAGAAGUUAUUACCUCAUGACUUAAUAAUGAAAUUACUCCUUUUAGCCAAUUUGACUUAGUUCUACUAUCCAUGCCAAUAACUGGUACAUUAGUUUAAAUAACCCUUUAAUUUCCCAGACCAAAUUUGUAAUGAUCCUUACUGUCAACCAUAAAAUUCUUGUAAUGUUAGUACAGAGAAUUCAGUAUUUUACUCUCAACACUUAUUUGAUUGAUAUUGUAUUGCUAUUGUAAGGAGAAAUUCUCUUUUGGUCACUCACGGGAGUUAAAGGGUUAGAAGACUAAUAUUCAUCCAGUUUAUACAUAGUACUUGGGUAGAUGAUCUCUCUAAAACAAGCCAGAACAAAAAGUUCUUUAAUGUUUACAUAACUUAUGCAGAUUUCUGCCUUCGACCUUUUGCCUCUACUUAGAGACUCAGAAACUUUCGUUGUGCUUUCCUAUGGACAAAUAAAAAUUUUAAAGAUAUGUAUUUAUUUUAUGUAUUUUUGUUUUUUCCACAUUUUUAACCCUUAACAUAAAAAAGAUUGACAAAAACAAUAGGAUCUUGUCGUCAUUAAGACUUCAGUCUGUCAGUGAAGUGGGAGAUAAGUCCAUGGAGGAAAAAGAUCCUAUUAGUCACGACCACGGUAGUACAAGUUCAGGUGAUGUCAAGAAAGUCAUAGAUCUCUAUAAUCAGGGAAAAGAAGCCAUAGAGUACCACAACCUAUAUCUUAAACAAGCUAAAGAAGUAGGAGACAAGCAUGGGGAGGGCAACGCUUAUGGCAAUCUUGGCAAUGCUUAUUUUAGUCUGGGUGAUUACAAAAAAAAAAUAGAGUACCACAACCUACAUCUUAAAAUAGCUAAAGAAGUAGGAGACAAGCAUGGGGAGGGUGCUGCUUAUGGAAAUCUUGGCAAUGCUUAUCACCGUCUGGGUGAUUUCAAAAAAGCCAUAGAGUACCACAACCUACACCUUAAAAUAGCUAAAGAAGUAGGAGACAAGCAUGGGGAGGGUAACGCUUAUGGCAAUCUUGGCAAUGCUUAUUUUAGUCUGGGUGAUUUCAAAAAAGCCAUAGAGUACCACAACCUACAUCUUAAAAUAGCUAAAGAAGUAGGAGACAAGCAUGGGGAGGGUGGUGCUUAUGGCAAUCUUGGCAAUGCUUAUCACCGUCUGGGUCAUUUCAAAAAAGCCAUAGAGUACCACAACCUACAUCUUAAAAUAGCUAAAGAAGUAGGAGACGGGCAUGGGGAGGGUAACGCUUAUGGCAAUCUUGGCAAUGCUUAUUUUAGUCUGGGUGAUUUCAAAAAAGCCAUAGAGUACCACAACCUAAUUCUUAAAAUAGCUAAAGAAGUAGGAGACAAGCAUGGGGAGGGUAACGCUUAUGGCAAUCUUGGCAAUGCUUAUCUUAGUCUGGGUGAUUUCAAAAAAGCCAUAGAGUACCACAACGUAGAUCUUAAAAUAGCUAAAGAAGUAGGAGACAAGCAUGGGGAGGGUAACGCUUAUGGCAGUCUUGGCAAUGCUUAUUUUCGUCUGGGUGAUUUCAAAAAAGCCAUAGAGUACCACAACCUACAUCUUAAAAUAGCUAAAGAAGUAGGAGACAAGCAUGGGGAGGGUGCUGCUUAUGGCAAUCUUGGCAAUGCUUAUGACCGUCUGGGUCAUUUCAAAAAAGCCAUAGAGUACCACAACCUACAUCUUAAAAUAGCUAAAGAAGUAGGAGACAAGCAUGGGGAGGGUAACGCUUAUGGCAAUCUUGGCAAUGCUUAUUUUAGUCUGGGUGAUUUCAAAAAAGCCAUAGAGUACGACAACCUACAUCUUAAAAUAGCUAAAGAAGUAGGAGACAAGCAUGGGGAGGGUAACGCUUAUGGCAAUCUUGGCAAUGCUAAUGACCGUCUGGGUGAUUUCAAAAAGCCAUAG
Pocillopora meandrina is the source of this 15601-nucleotide messenger RNA. NCBI's taxonomy places the organism in Eukaryota, Metazoa, Cnidaria, Anthozoa, Scleractinia, Pocilloporidae. The record is from the annotation of a GenBank genome assembly.